Zonotrichia leucophrys gambelii is the source of this 6202-nucleotide messenger RNA. RefSeq names its product arrestin domain containing 1 (gene ARRDC1). Gene Ontology annotation, molecular function: ubiquitin protein ligase binding; ubiquitin-like ligase-substrate adaptor activity. Gene Ontology annotation, cellular component: cytoplasm. The coding region runs from base 84 to 1355 and encodes 423 amino acids. Gene Ontology annotation, biological process: protein transport. The record is from RefSeq and is a predicted model, not a curated record. The transcript has 8 exons. NCBI's taxonomy places the organism in Eukaryota, Metazoa, Chordata, Aves, Passeriformes, Passerellidae.
GGGCGGUCCCGCCCGCCGGGGCAGGCACAGCGCGGGCCGCAGGUACGAGCGGAGCGGAGGAGAGCGGCCGGGCCGGCGCGGCCAUGGGGAAGGUGCAGCUCUUCGAGAUCCGCCUGGGCGACAGCCGCGUCGUCUACAGCCCCGGCGAGCCGCUGGCCGGCACCGUCACCGUGCGGCUCUCGGGCUCGCUGCAGUACCGAGCCAUCAAGGUGAGCUGCAUUGGAUCCUGUGGGGUGUCCAACAAGAUCAAUGACACAGCAUGGACUGUGGAGGAGCAGUACUUCAACAGCACGCUGUCCCUGGCAGACAAAGGGGUCCUGACAGCUGGAGAGCACAACUUUCCCUUCCAGUUCCUGCUGCCAGCUUCUGCUCCUACAUCAUUUGAAGGCCCUUUUGGCAAGGUCCUGCAUCAGGUGAAAGCUGUGAUAGACACACCUCGCUUCUCCAAGGACUACAAAUGCAACAAGAUCUUCUACGUUCUCUGCCCUCUCAACCUGAACGACAUCCCUGACAUCGAGCAGCCCAACACCAUGUCCAUCACCAAGAAGUUCAACUACAAGCUUGUGAAAAGUGGCAACAUCAUCCUGACAGCCACGUCUGACCUGAAGGGCUACAUCGUGGGCCAGGCCAUCCAGCUCCGCACGGACAUCGAGAACAAAUCUGGCCGCGACACCGGCGCUGUGGUGGCCAGUCUGCUCCAGAAAGUGGCCUACAAAUCCAAGCGCUGGAUCUACGACCUGAGGACCAUCGCCGAGGUGGAAGGCUCAGGGGUGAAAGCCUGGAAACAUGCAGAAUGGAAGGAGCAGAUCCUGGUUCCAGCACUGCCCCAGUCCAUUCUGCAGGGCUGCAGCCUCAUCCACAUUGACUACUACAUCCAGGUUUCCCUCAAGUCUCCAGAGGUUUCUGUCACUCUCCCCAUCUACAUUGGAAACAUUGCUGUGAACAGGGUCCCGCUGAGCCCCUCCCGCUCCAUCCAGCACAUCCCAUCUGUGGUGGUCCCCAGUGCCCCCCCAGAGGAAGAGGAGGCUGCCAGUGGCUAUCACCCCAUGGACAAUGUCUCCAUCCCCACCAAAAGCCAUUCCCAGCAGCAGCCCUUCAGCUACGCCCCAGGACUGAGCUUCCAGGAGAUUCGGGCGGACUCGGAGCAGACGGGCUCCCCAAACCACCCCACACUCUGCCUGUCCACAGGAGCCACUGUCCCCUACUAUGCUGAGGGGAACGUGGUGCCUGUUCCCACAGCCAGCUCUCUCAUCCUGCCCCCAGAGUACAGCACGUGGGGAUACCCCUAUGAGGCACCUCCAUCCUACGAGCAGAGCUGCAGCAGUGCCAACUCCAGCAUCAGCAAUGGCAAUUAGCCCUCCCCUGCUCCGACCCCGCUGGCACUGCCCGCCCUGGCACCAUGGGGCACCCGCCUGUGGCACAGUCUGGUACAGCACAAGGCGUCUUCUUGUCUCUCUGGCUGCUUUGGGGGGGAGCUGCCACAUCCCAGCCUGGGCUUCUGAAGUCUCUUUCUGGGGAGGGGGUAAAAAAACCAAAAAGGGCAGCCAGAGCAGCCUGCAUGUGUGUAGGAGAGGUCAGGGAACCUGAACAGUCUCCUGCUGCUGCUGGAGAGCUGGAUGUGGCCCUGGAGCUCCCCUUGGAGCUCCUCCAAGUGCUGGGGAGCUGGAUGUGGCCCUGUGCCCUGGGCCAGCCUGUUCCAGUACUGUAGUCAACACUAACUGCUUUACUAUCAAAGCACCUGCGAUGCCUUAUCUGAAACACUCCUGACUCUGCACAGCCCCACUCUGAGGGAGGGCUGGGCUGUGUGGACUUGCUCUCCUCUUUUAGGGGCUGUGUGCUCUCCUCAAAUGGUUUUGACAGCCCUUCCUCCUUGUCCUCAGAGGUCCUAAGGGUAGCAGGAGGUUUCUUGGAGUAAGCAGGUUCAGAAGGUCAGGGACUUUAGAAAAGCCAAAAGCACAAACCCUCGCUGUACCUGAGCUGUGGGGGGAGUGAUGGCAGUGUCAGUGGCCAUGGGCACAGGGGGGCUUGUGGGGACACUUGCUGAAAAGCCCUGGUGAGCCCUGGGGAAGAUCCUGGUGUGGGAUGGGGUGUCUUUCUCCCCACAGAGCCCUGUGGGACACAGCCCAGCCUUGCUCACUGCUGGGCCCUGGCACACAGGACAGCAGCACUGCUCACUCUGGAGCAGGGGGACCACACUCCAUGUCCCUGCAGGGUGCCCUCUCCUCCCAGGCUGCAGCUGAGUGACCGUCAAUCACAAAAGUCUGUCUGAUGCUACCUCUGAGCCUGCCCAGGGGCCCUGCCCGUGGGAUCCCUCCCCUGUCUGUGGGGCUGUCCCUGGGAGUGGCUGUCCCUGCCAGGGCCCUGUGGUGGCCCUGUGUGUCCCCUGGGCCUGAGCAGAAUGUGACAAUGAACACAACCCGUGGGGAGCUGCAGCCUCUGCUGCACCUGGCACCUGGGGGAACGAGCUGGGUUUUCUUGCAAUUUUUCUUUUGUGCUUUUCCCCCCACACACCUUGUUUAGCUCAUUCAGCAUUGACUGCCCAAGCUGAGAAACCACAACCACGUCCCUCAGAGCCACAGGUGCCAGCCAGGCUGGAGUUGUGGCCUCCAGACCUUUGGCACCUCAGAGCUGGUCCCCACACGGCCCCAGGCUGGGCAGGCAAUACCUGACAGACCUUUAGGAGCAUUUCCAGCUGCUGCCUCCUUGCUCAGCCACCUCUGCACACCCUUCAGGCAGCUGGGACAGGCCCUGCUUUGCACUCUUUCUUUGCAAAUGCUUUUUUAUUUUGGUUUUUUUUAAGCAUUGAACUGCUUUAAGGGUAGUGUAGCAAAGGUGCCAUUCUGAGCAGUGCUGGCACAAGAUGCACCAAUGAUGAUAGAGUGAUUGUCAUUGUCCCUGAAUAUAUAUAAAUAUAUAUAUAUAUAUGAGAUGAAGUUGUUUUUAAUGAUUGAAUUCAGAAAUACAAAUUUUAAUGCUGUAUUUAAUAAAUUAUUCUAUGAGAAAUGCUGUGCUUUUUCAUCCAUUUCUGAUGCUGAUCCAUGUGCCUGUUCAUGCCAAAUCAGGAAUGCACCUUGCUGAUUUCUUACAAAAUGAAGUUUUUUUGCUCUCACCAGGAAAGGUGGUGAACUCUGCCAAGGCAGCUUGGGGAAAACAAACACGGUGUGACCUGACCACAGUGCCAGGCUCAAAAUUCCCCAUGGCUGGAGGGAAUUUGGGGCCACAGGCUUGGCUCUGGAGAGAGCAGCCACUGCAGCACUGCUGCUUCCCAGGCCCUGUGUCCCAAAGCCAGGAUUUGUCCAAGUGGCCCAGGAGUCCUGGGCAGUGCUCACUGCUGGCAGGGGAGGAGGGGGAGAGCAGCCUCUGCCUUUGGGAGGAUGGAGAUGGCAUAGCCAAGGUCUGGCUGGAAGGGCUGGGGACCACCAGCCCCAGCUCCUAAAGAGCCAUUUGGGAUAAACUUAUGGAAAGUUCUGAAGGAGAGCAACGAGGCUGAUGAGGGGCUUAGAACACAAGCCAUAUGAAGAACGACUGAGGGAGCUGGGGUUGUUCAGCCUGGAGAAAAGGAGACUCAGGGGUGACCUUAUCACUCUCUUCAACUUCCUGAAGGGUGGCUGUGGUGAGCUGGGGGCAACAACAGACAGAACAAGAGGACACAGUCUCAAGCUGCGCCAAGGGAGAUACAGGCUAGAAUUAAGGAGGAAGUAUUUUACAGAAAGAGUGGUCAAAUACAGGAAUCAUCUACCCAGGGAGGUGGUAGAGUCACCAUCCCUCGAAGAGUUUAAAAAAAGCCUGGAUGUGGCACUUGGUGCCAUGAUCUAGUUGAGGUGUUAGAACAUGGGUUGGACUCGAUGAUCUUAAAGGUCUCUUCCAACCUAGAAUUUCUGUGAUUCUGUGAAAGUGGAAGAAGGCUCCUCCCCACAAUCCCACUUUGGUCAUCCCAUGGCUGAAGCAGGCAGAUGUUGCCUCAAUGUUGUCACUGCAGGUAGCCUGGGCUGUGAUCUGUGUCUCAGACACAAAGAUCCUUCUUCAUUCUCUUCUCAGCCUAUGCUUCUGCCCAGCUUCCAUGGUUCUGGCUCUCCUGUGUUGGGUGCUGCCAUGAGCAGCAUUCUUCAUCCCCAAUGGGCCAAAGGCAGGUACAGCUCUUCCCCAGUGCUCUUCCUCUUCCUCCCACAUGGCUGAACCUGUCUUGCCUGGCUCAGUCUGCAGCUCCAUGGCCUUCCUUGCUGUUGGCUGUGCAAAUCCUUGAACCCAAAUCCCUUCCACACCCCUGGAAAAAUUCCUGUGAGCUGUCAAUGCUUCUGGACCUGCUGGGUUGGGCUGCAGGCUCCUGACCCGGGCAGGCUCAGGGAGAGGCAGGAAGGGCUGGGAACGGGACUGGUCUCCCAGCUCCUUCUCCAUGCCUGGGGCUGAGCUGCUGCUGAUGUGGCCAGCCCAUGUUCCUUGGCUGGAAAAUGAGAUUGCUGUUUGGUUGCUGUGGCCAGAGCCACUGGGCUGUUUUUCCAGACUCCCAGCCAGCAGCUGUCCUCCUUGUUCCACCUUUGGGAAUGUUCCACCUUUGUUUGGGACUGGCCCAUCCAUGGUGGAGGCAGUGGAGGAGGAGCCCCCACCCAGCCCGUGCUGUGCCCUGUCUCUGCAGUGCUCCUGUGCACCUCAGCUUGCUCUCCCCAAUUAUAUUUGCCACAACCUGGUCUUUGGGACCUCCUGCUGUACACUUUGCAAAGCAGGGAGCAAAUGGGGACACUCUUGUCUGGUGAGGAGUGUCCAUCACCACCAGCUGCUGUGGAGGGAGCAGGAAUGGGCUGGAGCUACACCUCAGGGUGGUGUUCAUCCUUUUGGGGGCCAGGGCUGCUCCCCAGCCCAGCUGCUGUGCAGGGCCCCUCAGAGCCAGGGUGCAGCAGCCAUCAGCCAGGGCUGGCUCUGAGCAGCCUCGUUGUGCAGGAGAAUUGACAUUACAAGUGACAAUCAGUGCUUUGCACCCCUCCUGCCCUGCCUUGGCUGUGCGGGGAAGUGAGGCCUGACCCAAAGAGCCUGGCUGAUGUUCUAUGGAGCCCUUUGAAAUGGGCAGCACUGCAGGAUGGAGGGGUUGGUCCGGCUCUCCUUGAUCCCCCCUGCAGGGUGGCACUGUCAGCAGGUCCUUGGGGAGGGCUUUGGGUGUGGGGCAAAGCCAGUGUUUGGGUUUGGGGUUGAGUCUGGACUCGCCCUCUCCUGAGAGGAUCAACCCCUCUGUCCCCUGUCCACAGCCUCUCUGGUUCCACCUCUUGGGGAGCUCCUUUAGGCCCUUGAUCCUCCCUCCCUCCUCUUGCUGAACACUGAAAUAAAGAGGAAAAGCCCAUUUUUCUGAUCACAGCUCUGGGGAAAGAACUUCAGCAUGCAGGGAUUCAUUCUAAUUCCUGGCUUUGAAGCAAUUGUUUUUGGGCUUGUUUGAAAUGGGGAGGGGGAGCAGUGGGGCACGAGAGAAGCUUGUGAGUUAAUUGUUUCCAAACUCAGUGUCCAAUGGAAAACACCAAAAAUAACAUCAGUUCUUUUUUUUUUCCCUGCUGCUUUUAUGUCCUUCAUGGUUUUGUUCUUUUCCUACUCUUCACAUAUCCCACCUCCAUACCUUUGGCUUUUUCAAUGUUGUUUGUGUCCUAAACUAAACUCUGCUUUGGCAUCUGCUGUCCCACUGCCUGCAGGAGAUGGGGAAAGGGGAGUUGGGGGAUGCAAAGGCUCUUCUUUCUUUUUGACAAUGAUUCUUUUUUAGCUUUCCACUGAACUUCCAGGAGUUUUGUAAAAAUAAAUAUUUUCUGCUAGGACGUUUUCCUGUUGAGCCAGCACAAGGCAGGAGAUACAGGGUGUUCUAGGCUCCAUUUGGGUUUUAUUCUAUAUUUUAAAAUAUUUGCAACUAUCUGCAACAGGAAUGUCCCAUCCCUCCUCCCCAAGAGAGACUGGCAGGGUAAAACCCACAAAACUUGUGCCCUUUCUUGUACCACUACUCGUGGCUGUAAUUCUUUAUUCCUGUGGUUCUCUUUACAGAUUUUGGGGUUUUAUACAACAAUUUGUGAUGGCUCUGUACAACCUAAGACUUCUGUGCAAUUUAUAACUGGGUUUUGAAAUGUAAACUCGCAGUUUUCCAUGUUUACCACGGCUUCUGGGGAGUAUUUUUGUCCUGGGUUUUAACCCCCCAAAUGUAAAGAACUGGAGAAAUGUAAAUAAAGAUGAUCUUUUU